AGUAAAUUAUAGGGAAAGCUAUACGUUUACAAUUCCACCAUAGCUAACAGCCAAUCACAUCCUAAAUUCUCUUUUCCCCAACUCCCAAACAUAAACCCUAAAUUCCCAAUUCUGUUUCCUCAACUCUCAAACCUAUAUCGAAUUCUUGAACUCAUACUGUGAUUCGUGAUUUGCAAUCUGCUCUGCCAAUUUCAAAGUUUUUGGAAGGGUUUUAUGCAAUCUGCUCUUCCAAUUUCAAGUUUUGCUGUGGCUUCCUACAAUAGGAUCUGCAUCUGACAAGCCAGUAUGACGUUAAGCUGUUCUUUUGUGAAGCCUGUGCUGGCAGUCCCUCGUUCGCUAACUAAGAAGAACCUCAUCGUCACAUCCAUCCCUCUCAAGUCCUUGAACAUUAUCAGUUGUUGUUCGAUCAAUGACUUUGUUACCGUGAACAAUGACAAGUAUGUGAACAAACAAGUGAUUACUUUGAAUCCAAGGCUGUACGACUAUAUUUUGAGCAAUACUAGAGAGCCAAAAGUGUUACAGGAGCUGCGAGAAGAGACUGCUACAAUGCGUGGAAGCCAAAUGCAGGUUGCUCCCGACCAAGCUCAGCUACUCACUAUGCUAGUCGAAAUUCUCGGGGCAAAGAAGUGUAUUGAGGUUGGAGUUUACACUGGUUACUCUUCCUUGGCUGUUGCCCUCGCCCUUCCAGAAUCGGGUUACUUAGUCGCCUGUGAGAGAGACGAGAAGGCUCUUGAAGUUGCAAGAAGAUACUACGAGCGAGCUGGGGUUCUUCAUAAGGUGAAGAUUGUACAUGGUCUCGCCAUAGAUACUUUGAAUACAUUGAUUUUGAACGGAGAAGCUGGAAGCUACGAUUUUGCAUUCAUUGAUGCAGAUAAGAAAGCGUACAUGGAGUACUUCGAGUUGUUGUUAAAGCUCGUAAGGGUCGGUGGUGUUAUCGUAAUCGAUAAUGUACUUUGGUACGGGAAAGUUGCUGAUCCCUUAGAGACUGAUUCUAGAACUGUUAGUCUCAGAAAUUUCAAUAGGGCUAUCUUUGAAGAUGAGCGUAUAAGCAUUAGUUUAGUACCAAUUGGUGAUGGUAUAACAAUUUGUAGAAAAAGAUAAGAAUUUGUCAAAUUGUAAUUGUUUUAUGGAAUUUGUUAUAUUAAAAAAAAUGUGGAAUUUGUUAUAUAAGUUUUGUUCUUGUAUAUUUUAGAUAAUUCCAAUUUAUUACUUC
Amaranthus tricolor (Joseph's coat) is the source of this 1213-nucleotide messenger RNA. RefSeq lists its product as uncharacterized. Gene Ontology annotation, molecular function: O-methyltransferase activity; S-adenosylmethionine-dependent methyltransferase activity. The coding region runs from base 286 to 1101 and encodes 271 amino acids. Lineage: Eukaryota; Viridiplantae; Streptophyta; Magnoliopsida; Caryophyllales; Amaranthaceae. The record is from RefSeq and is a predicted model, not a curated record. The transcript is spliced from 2 exons.